AACCUCUUUGAAAACCGCAAAUGUGAGGUUAAGUGUUAAGUUGGUAAUUCUCAAACAGCAUCUUCAAACGAAAAAAACUCUUCAAGAGUAUUACAAAAGUUACAUUAAAUUUUUGAAAUCAAAUAUCAAGGAAUGUUUCAUUAUUAGACAGAAUAGACAAAAUAAAUUAUGGACGACAGACGAGCUGGACCUUCUGAUAUGAAAGAGUAUGAUGAAUUACUAACUAUUGGAAGAGGUGCAUAUGGAACGGUUUACAAAGCCCGGGACAAAAAUACUGGAAAGAUUGUAGCCCUCAAAAAAGUUGUAGUACCUCUCACAGAAGAUGGCAUUCCAAAAAAUACUCUUAGAGAAAUUUCGUUAUUGAAACAGUUGGAUACUUACGAACAUCCAAAUAUUGUACGAUUAUUUGAUAUUUGCCAUGGUCAACAAAAGGAAAAGGAAUUGAUCAUGUUUUUAGUAUUUGAACAUGUUGAGCAGGAUCUAGCUGCUUACAUGGAUAAGGCUAUUACUAGGGGAGGAAUUCCGACAAUAACAAUUAGAAAUAUGUCAAGGGAAAUUCUGAAUGGUGUUGAUUUCCUACACACAAAUAGGAUUGUUCAUAGGGAUCUUAAACCACAGAAUCUUUUGGUUACUAGUGAUGGUCACAUCAAACUUGCAGAUUUUGGAUUAGCAAAGACAUAUGACUUCGAAAUGCAACUUACUUCGGUGGUGGUUACGUUGUGGUAUCGUGCACCUGAAGUUUUAUUAGGACUCACAUAUGCAACUCCUGUGGAUAUAUGGUCGGUGGGUUGUAUAAUAGCUGAAUUAUACAAAUUGAGUCCGUUGUUUUGUGGAACUUCUGAAGGAGAUCAGUUAAAUAAAAUUUUCAAAAUAUUAGGAAAACCCUCUAGGGACGAAUGGCCCAAGGAAAAUGUUUGUGUGAAGUAUGAUUCUUUUGAGAUAGUUGACCCAAUUGGAAUAUCUCAGUUGAUACCUAAUUUAUGCACCAAUGCUGAAGACUUAGUAAGAAGUAUGCUCAGAUUCGAUCCAACUACAAGAAUCAGAGCCCUAGAUGCACUUAGUCACCCUUAUUUUACUGAGGAACCUAUGAAUACUUAAUUAAUUUUUUUCCUUGAAUAUUCAUUUCAAAAGACUGCACUUCAUUUAAAAUAUCACACAUUCCCUAAGAAAUGUUGUGAAUUGCAAGCCACAUGCAACAUUGCUGAUUAAUUUUAUCCCUAUAAUAUUAAAUAUUGAAUUUUUGAGAUAGUAAUCGACAAUAAUGUAUUGUAAAUGAUAGUUUCCUCCCCGAAUAAUUUACCCAUGAAACAUUUGUUACAUUAGGUUUUCAUAUUUAUGUGUUAGGUUAUUAACUAUUUAAUGUUAUUUAUAGUGAGUUUUGUUGUUUAAGUAAUAGGGUUUAUCAUUUUAUUCAGAUAAAUCAAGUGUAAGAAUUUUGACCCCCUUAUUGUUCAUGAUUGUGUUCAGUAUUGAACAUGUAAAUUCCUCUAUAAUUAAGGUAUAAUGUUUUAGUCUUAGGAUUUGUUCUUUUUCUCUUUGUUUCUCAAGAGUAAAUCUCGAUAUUCGGAAAGUUUUCUACUUGAAGUAAAGCUGAUAGUCAUGUGAUAGACAUAUAUUUCCAGUCUUUCAUUUAUUUCAUAUUAUAAUUUAUAUCUCAAGGUUUUUAUAGAUUAAUUACAAGAUAACAUUGUUAUACACUUAAUAUAAAAAAAUAUAUUUUUA
Coccinella septempunctata (seven-spotted ladybird) is the source of this 1722-nucleotide messenger RNA. RefSeq names its product cyclin-dependent kinase 4 (gene Cdk4). The transcript has 5 exons. The coding region runs from base 169 to 1098 and encodes 309 amino acids. Gene Ontology annotation, cellular component: cytoplasm; nucleus; cyclin-dependent protein kinase holoenzyme complex. Gene Ontology annotation, biological process: G1/S transition of mitotic cell cycle; regulation of G2/M transition of mitotic cell cycle; regulation of gene expression. Gene Ontology annotation, molecular function: cyclin-dependent protein serine/threonine kinase activity; ATP binding; cyclin binding. The record is from RefSeq and is a predicted model, not a curated record. Lineage: Eukaryota; Metazoa; Arthropoda; Insecta; Coleoptera; Coccinellidae.